GCCACACCCCACUGUCGGAAUCCUCCCAGAAUGAUGAUGGAGGAUCACCUCAGCAAGAGCUCCAUGCUGCCCUCCUCAUCGCCUAGUGAGUCCUCAGGGAGCAGCAGCACAGAGGACGGCCAUGGAGCGAAGAGCCCGGCGCCCGGCAAAGCCCUGAGCCCCGCGUUGCUCUGCAAGGUGUGCGGAGACACCAGCAGCGGGAAGCACUACGGCAUCUACGCCUGCAACGGCUGCAGCGGCUUCUUCAAGCGCAGCGUCAGGCGGCGGCUCAUCUACAGGUGCCAGGCCGGCACGGGUAUGUGCCCUGUGGACAAGGCCCACCGUAACCAGUGCCAGGCCUGCCGCCUGAAGAAGUGCCUGCAGGCGGGCAUGAACAAGGAUGCGGUGCAGAAUGAGCGGCAGCCGCGCAGCACCGCCCAGGUGCGGCUGGAUGCUGUGGAUGCAGACGCAGCGGAGAAGGAGCACCUGGCCACCACGCGGGAGCCCACGUCCUCGUCCUCAUCCUCGUCCUCGUGCUCAGUCAUCACGCGGCCGCACAUCAGCUCCUCGCUCAGCUCGGCGACGGUGGCGGUGGUGCAGCACUGUUCCAGCCCGCAGAAUAACCACCGCUUCAUGGCCAGCCUGAUGACGGCGGAGACCUGCGCCAAGCUGGAGCCGGAAGAUGUGGAUGAGAACAUCGACGUGACGAGCAAUGAGCCAGAGAGGUCCUCCACUGAGUACCACGUGUCGCUGUACCCUCCCAGCAGCCCCGAGAGCGUUUAUGAAACCUCAGCCCGCUUGCUUUUUAUGUCCGUCAAAUGGGCUAAGAAUCUGCCGGUGUUCUCCAACCUGCCUUUCAGAGACCAGGUGAUCCUCCUGGAGGAGGCAUGGAGUGAGCUCUUCCUGCUCUGCGCCGUCCAGUGGUCCCUGCCCCUGGACAGCUGUCCCCUGCUCUCGCUGCCGGACCUCUCGCCACCCCCGCAGAGCAAAGCCAGCCUCUCAGGAGCUGACCUGCGUGUGCUGCAGGAGGUGUUCAGCCGCUUUAAGGCCCUUGCUGUGGACCCCACUGAGUUUGCCUGCCUCAAGGCCGUCGUCCUCUUCAAGCCCGAGACCAGGGGUUUGAAGGACCCCGAGCAGGUGGAGAACCUGCAGGACCAGUCUCAGGUGAUGCUGGGCCAGCACAGCCGGACGCAUUACUCAGGCCAGCCUUCCAGGUUUGGGAAGCUGCUCCUGCUACUCCCCUCCCUGCGUUUCGUGACCUCCGAGCGGAUCGAGCUGCUCUUCUUCCAUAGGACCAUCGGAAACACCCCCAUGGAGAAGUUGCUCUGUGACAUGUUCAAAAACUAA
Paramormyrops kingsleyae is the source of this 1326-nucleotide messenger RNA. Its product is annotated as photoreceptor-specific nuclear receptor. NCBI's taxonomy places the organism in Eukaryota, Metazoa, Chordata, Actinopteri, Osteoglossiformes, Mormyridae. Gene Ontology annotation, molecular function: DNA-binding transcription factor activity; zinc ion binding; sequence-specific DNA binding. Gene Ontology annotation, biological process: regulation of DNA-templated transcription. The record is from RefSeq and is a predicted model, not a curated record.